Messenger RNA from Fraxinus pennsylvanica, 609 nucleotides. The record is from the annotation of a GenBank genome assembly. Lineage: Eukaryota; Viridiplantae; Streptophyta; Magnoliopsida; Lamiales; Oleaceae.
AUGAAUGAAUUAUUACCCAGGUAUGGGAUCACAGAGGCAGAGGGAUGGAUAUGGAUGGGGUCUCUUCAACCAGGUUUGCAUGGAAGACAAGGAUUUAGCUUUGACGAAGAUGCCACUGUAAAUAGCUUGAUUGAUGUUGAGACAAAUUCAUGGGAUAGAGAGGUGUUGAGGGCUCUCUUCAAUCCAAAUAUAGUUGAGGAGAUUCUCAAAAUCAGACUUCCUUUUAACCGAGUUAGGGAUAAGCUAAUAUGGGAUAAUGAGUCAAGUGGAAACUUUACAUUGAAAUCAGCUUAUAAAUUAAUUUUAAAUGGUAUUGUUGACAGAAUUGGUGAAUCCUCAUUUCAGUCACAAGAUACACCCAUAUGGAAGAGGAUCUGGAAAAUGAAGAUGCCUAGAAAGAUCAAGUCUUUUAUUUGGAAGGCUUCCAAAAAUAUUCUCCCAACUCUUAAUAACCUUAAGAAGAAGAACAUUGAUAUUCCAUUAGGGUGGAAUAAAAUGCAAAUGGAGAGCACUUUAGUUCAAUGCAAGCAGGCAGUUGAGCAUGCUAUUUCAAUGUAUGAAGUUCGGCUAGCAUCACCAAGAAGGAUUAGAACUGUUUACCAGUGGUAG